GUUGAGAACGUAGCAAACAUGGCGGCCUACGUGUUACCCGUUUCUCAAAAAUUCAUAAACGGCGUUCCUGUCCCGCAAGGCCGCAAAACUCUUCGACUCAAAGAGAAAUACAUAAUUUUACUGGUGUUUGUAACGUUCGGGCUCGUGUGUUUUGGUGCGUUUUUCUUUUUACCAGACCUACGAGAUCGGGUAAGACUCAAUAACAUAAGGGGUGUAGAUGAAAUGAUGAUACCCCGCCGGGGUAUAGACAAGGGACAGGUGAUAAAACACGAUGACGAACAUGUUCAUCUAAAUGACGAGAAAUUAAAGUUUAAAGAACAAGUGAACAGGGACGUGGAUAUAGCCAAAAUUGGCAAGAAAUUGAACAUCUCUGAACACGAUGCUGCAAAUAUAAAGAAAUCUAUUGAUUCUGAGAAGGAGGAAAUGGCGAACCUUCGCAAAGAAGAGGCGAGAAGAAAAGCAGAGGAGGAGAAAGAGAAGGACAGGAAGGUGGAGACAGAGCAUGAAGGAGGCGAAGGGGGGCAGGGAGGGGCCCCUAGCGACCCAGAGGUGAAGAAAAAGCGGGAUAAAGUGCGUGAGAUGAUGAAACAUGCAUGGGACAAUUAUGAGAAGUAUGCCUGGGGUGCUAACGAGCUCAGGCCAAUCAGCAAGCGAGGACACAGUGCCAGCAUUUUCGGCAGUUUGAGUCUUGGAGCCACCAUAAUUGAUGCGGCGGAUACCCUAUACAUUAUGGAACUAAUGGAUGAGUACCAGAAGGCCCGCGACUGGAUCGCUACCAGUUUUACCUUUGAUGGGGCGAAUGAGCUGUCGGCCUUUGAGACCAACAUCCGCUUUGUCGGCGGUCUACUGUCUUUAUAUGCCCUCACUGGAGAUUCUAUGUAUAAAAGAAAAGCUAUAUCAGUUGCUGACAAGUUACUUCCUGCCUUUAACACUCCCUCAGGCAUACCUCAGUCUAUGGUCAACACCAAAACGGGCAGUGCCAGGAACUGGGGCUGGGCUUCGGGCGGAUGUUCCAUUCUCGCUGAGUUUGGAUCGUUCCAUUUGGAGUUUGUUUACCUCUCUGAGAUCAGUGGAAAUAGUGUGUAUAAGGAUAAGGUGAUGAAAAUUCGAGAAGUGUUGAACAGCAUAGAGAAACCUAAUGGUUUAUAUCCUAAUUACCUGAAUCCCCGCACUGGCCGCUGGGGACAAAGUCAUACGGCUAUUGGAGCUUUGGGGGACAGUUUUUAUGAAUAUUUGAUCAAGUCGUGGCUGCAAUCCGGCAAGAAAGACGACCUGGCCAAGAAAAUGUACGACGAGGCUGUCCAGGCCAUAGUGGAUAAGUUGGUAAAAGUUUCUCCGGGAGGCUUGACGUACGUCGCAGAGUACAAGUCUGGCCGUCUGGAAAACAAGAUGGACCAUCUAGGCUGUUUUGCUGGUGGAAUGUUUGCAUUAGGAGCCAAAUAUUCUGAUAAUGAAGAGAAAUAUCUAAAUCUAGGAGCUGGGAUUUCCAACACAUGUCAUGAGUCAUAUGUUAGAUCAGAAACCAAGUUAGGACCGGAGGCAUUUAGGUUUGAUGGCAACACAGAAGCCAAAUCUAUCCGUCAGAAUGAGAAGUACUACAUCCUGCGUCCGGAGGUGGUGGAGACCCACUUCUACAUGUGGAGACUGACCAAGGAAGACAAGUACAGGGACUGGAACUGGGAGGCAGUACAGGCUCUGGAGAAGCACUGUCGAGUGGAUGGGGGGUACACUGGUGUUCGGGAUGUGUACCAAUCCAGUCCCUCCCAGGACGACGUACAGCAGAGCUUCUUCCUGGCCGAGGCCCUGAAGUAUCUGUACCUGACUUUCUCCGACGACUCUCUUAUUCCACUAGAUAAGUGGGUUUUUAACACUGAGGCCCAUCCUUUACCAAUACAAGGGGCCAACACAGUCAUCGAGAAAAAAGAGAAAUAAGCCUGUCUGUGAUUAGAGUUUGGACAUGUUUGUGUAUGGCUUUGGACAUGUUUGUGUAUGGAUUUGGACAUGUCUGUGUGUGGAUUUGGACAUGUUUGUGUAUGGAUUUGGACAUGUCUGUGUGUGGAUUUGGACAUGUCUGUGUGUGGAUUUGGACAUGUCUGUGUAUGAUGUCUGAGGCAUAAGUGGACAUGUGCAUGUUUAAGGACACAAGUGUGUAUGGACAUGUCUGUGUGUGGACAUGUCUGUGUAUGGUAUUCAAGGACUUAUCUGUUCAUGAGUCUGCUUGGAUGAUAUAAAUGGCUUGUACAUUGUAUUUGGAGAUAUCAGCACAACAUAUUGGAUUUACAAUGAAGCAAUGAUUAUAGGAAUUCAGAACGAUAUAUUAUGCAUAGAUGUUUAAUUAUUUAUUGUGAAAACAGUUUUAUUUUAAAAAAAUUAUGUUAUAAUCUAACAGUGAAUGAAUUGCUGGGGUAAAUGAACAUGAGAUACUGGCAUGCAUGUGUUUGAACUGUAAAUCUGAUGAGUUUUGUCACAUAUAAAAUUCAUAUAUUCAAUUUACAUGUAUAUCUCUGGACCUAUGUAAGUACAUGCAACUAAUUAAUUAAUUAAUGCAAACAAGACUACUGAGCAUUUGUUAAAGCUGCAGAGGCUGAUUGUCUUAAAGUCUUGAUACAUUGUAAGACGGUGUUUGAAUCAGCAUUAUUGGUUUUUGUUUUAGGGAUUUGAUUGUCUGUUUAUUUUUUUAAUUUUAUUAUUUUGGUGGGUUUUUUUUUGGGGGGGGGGGGGGUGACAGAGAGGAGUUAGGGGGCAGGGAGGUGUAACAUUGUAUGUUGAUUGUCUCAAAGUACUGCAUGAUGACUUUGGAGCUUUUUAUUCUAGCCUUGGUAUUUCAGAGCUACACUUACCGUUAUUUGUUUGAACAGUACAUCAGGAGUCUAAUUUCAUUAUAUCUUGUCAUAUUGUGAUUGUAGAAUAUCCUAAGACAGUUUUUUUGCUGUGAAAAAGACUGUGAGACUUUAAAUUGAAUAUUUUCCUCUUUUUAAUAGAAAAUAAUAAUUAAGAAAUAUUAAGCAUUUUAGUACCGUACAUUUUCCAAAAUUUAUUUGUCAUUUUCAUAUAUUUAUAUGGGCUUUGUAGGAUGAGAAACAAGAAAUCCUUUAUUUGUUAUACAUUUGUUUCAUUAAAUGUUAUUACAUGUUAUUACAUUUGUAAGAUCUGUUACUUACAACCAUCUUAUUGGCCGACUUCAUCCAUAAUAGAAAUUAUAAAAAUGUUACAUUUAUUUCCAUUGGUGCACAGAUAAACGUAACAUGUCAUGUUUUGAUGGACCAAAUUAAUAACUCAUGCAAUGCCAAAUUAAAACGAUUAAUUCUAUCGUCCAAUGAAAAUUUUUGUCUCUCAUCACCUUUGUCAGGCUUCUUAACUGUGAGGUCAGAAUUAUGUCUCGUCUGAUUGAUUCGAUUGUUUACCAAAACACUUGAUGGUUCAGUAUGUCGGUACAUGUGUUGAGAUUUAGCUGACCUCUGGUGGUGACUGAAGGAAAAUCUGUAACAAUUGUUAUGUAUAAAUAUCUAAUUAUGUACAUGUAUAUAUGAUGAAUAUGCUGUAUAUAUAUAUAUAUAUAUCUAUAUUUAAUACCAUUCCAUUUUUAUCUAUAAAAAUGACAUUGCAUUAUAGAUAUUACAAAAUAAGUUAUCUGUGUAUAAAACAACCCUUAAAUUACGCUAAUGUAUUUUACAGAUUGAAUUUAUUCAAGUAUUGGUUACUGAAAUCAUUCAGUACUUUCCAUGGUUACAGUGUGUAGUUGCAUACAAGGUUCAUAUAUUGCUGCACAUAUAAGUCACAUCAUUGCAGUGUUGAAUGUUGAUUAGAUGAUAAUUAGGUACUGGUAGAUGUAAUUUUUUUACUAGUAAAUAAUUUUUUUACAGUGAUUAUUGUGAAUUUGUGAUCAAUCUAGAUUUAUUGUUCUACUCUCAAAUGCAAGUAUGCAUAUAUUAUUAUUAUUAAAAGAGAGAGAGAGAGAGUCUGUUUUAAUCUGUUAAUUUACCCACCAUUGGUAUUUGGUUUCUGAAUUACUGUUCUGUCAUUCUUAAACUUCAUCUAUCUUUUUUAACGACUGAACCCCAGGACCAGUGUAAAGAUGUAUUAUAUUUAUCAUAUCUUUCUUUAAAUUUGUAAUAAAAUGCACCCUUAAAAAUUUAUGAAUAUUUUCAAAAGAAAUUUUCUGAUGUUGUUAUUUGAUCCUAGAUUGAUAGAUCCUGUAGUUUUGUCAUUUGAACUUACUGUUACCUGUGUCCUGUUUUUAACUUACUGUUACCUGUGUCCUGGUUCUAUCUUACUGUUACCUGUGUCCUGUUUAUAACUUACUGUUACCCGUGUCCUGUUUUUUGCUGUGUAGAUUCCUCCCCAUCAUCCUUCAUAUUUGUUCUUCUACCUGUGUUCAGUCAAGUCAUGUAAAAUAAUGUCAAUCAGAUUAAUUUAUAUAAAAUAAAAAAAUACAUGUAUAGUAUA
Magallana angulata is the source of this 4446-nucleotide messenger RNA. RefSeq names its product mannosyl-oligosaccharide 1,2-alpha-mannosidase IA-like. Gene Ontology annotation, cellular component: Golgi membrane; endoplasmic reticulum. The record is from RefSeq and is a predicted model, not a curated record. Gene Ontology annotation, biological process: N-glycan processing; carbohydrate metabolic process. Lineage: Eukaryota; Metazoa; Mollusca; Bivalvia; Ostreida; Ostreidae. The coding region runs from base 19 to 1932 and encodes 637 amino acids. The transcript has 11 exons. Gene Ontology annotation, molecular function: calcium ion binding; mannosyl-oligosaccharide 1,2-alpha-mannosidase activity.